AUGCCGCCAGCCGGAGGGGGGGACGCUCACGUGCGACCCUCUGCUUUCCAGCCGGUAGCCGUGCCUCCCAGAAAACCACCGAUCAGACCACCAGGACGCACCCCUUCCCUCCCCUUCGGUUCGUCCGGACCUCCGGCGGCUGCAAGCGCGCCAGCCGCGGCUGAGCGGCCUCGGCCUUUGACAGCUCGGCGCGAGCACCUCCAGGCCUCUAGUCCCGGCUCAGGGGGCGGAGCGAGGCGGGGCGGGGCGAGCGCGCGCGGGGCGGGGCGAGCGCGAGCGGCGGCGCGAGGAGGGAGCGCGCGAGCCGAGCCGAGCGGAGCUGGGAGGUGCUGGGGAGAGGCAGGCAGAGCCUGGCCGGCCGCCUGCGGCUCCGCGCCGUUCUUGCUGCGUCCCCGGCUCCAGGACUCGGAGCGAUUGGCCCGCUGUGCGCUCCCCUGCGGCGACGACCAAGGGGACGUGCAUCCCUCGCCCGCGGGGCUCUUGUGCCUCGCGCUUCCUCACCUGCAGAUCGCUCCCGGGAGCGUCGAGGGGCCCCAGCCGAGGGGCCGCGCGGGCGCCGGCGCCCAGAAACUCUCCAGCCCACCGCCCCCCGGCACCCGCGACUGCUCUGCCACCGCCGGCGUCUCGGCCGCAGCAGCCGCCGCCUCACAAAGGGGCGUAGGGAGGGGUAGCAGGCGGCGGGCACCGGCGCCGGUACGCAGGGCGCUAGCCUCCGGGCCGCCGAGGCCGGGAGACAAAAGGGAAACUGCUUCUGUUCGCCGGACCGGCUCGGAGCUGCCCGAUCGUUCGCCUCCCGCCCGGCUCCGUGAGCCUCCUCCCCCCCGCCUACCCUCGGCUACUGCUCCGCCUCCCUCCCCGCGGGCUGUCCCCGCAGUGCUCCGGGACCCAGCCAGCCUUCGGGGCGCGCGUCGCUGCUGGUGGUUGGGGCUCUAG
Molecule: messenger RNA, 933 nt
Organism: Cervus elaphus (red deer)
Lineage: Eukaryota; Metazoa; Chordata; Mammalia; Artiodactyla; Cervidae
Product: basic salivary proline-rich protein 2-like
Exons: 4
Coding region: 1-933 (310 amino acids)
Source: RefSeq, a predicted model, not a curated record